Molecule: messenger RNA, 772 nt
Organism: Cuculus canorus (common cuckoo)
Lineage: Eukaryota; Metazoa; Chordata; Aves; Cuculiformes; Cuculidae
Gene: TLE5
Product: TLE family member 5, transcriptional modulator
Exons: 7
Coding region: 152-742 (196 amino acids)
Biological process (GO): negative regulation of canonical Wnt signaling pathway; regulation of DNA-templated transcription
Cellular component (GO): nucleus; transcription regulator complex
Molecular function (GO): transcription corepressor activity; protein binding
Source: RefSeq, a predicted model, not a curated record
UCCCGGGGCGGCGGCGGCAGGUGGUGCCGAGCAGCCGCAGGACGGAGCCGGGGCCGCCAUUAGACAAUAGGCGGCGGCGCGGGGCGAGCGGGGCCGGGGCGGCCGAGCACCGGGGGCUCCGGGCAGCGGCGGCGCCGAGCCGCGGCCUGACAUGAUGUUUCCACAAAGCCGACACUCGGGCUCCUCUCACCUGCCGCAGCAGCUGAAGUUCACCACCUCCGACUCCUGCGACCGCAUCAAGGAUGAGUUCCAGCUCCUGCAAGCCCAGUACCACAGCUUGAAGUUGGAAUGUGACAAACUAGCCAGCGAGAAAUCGGAGAUGCAGCGUCACUACGUGAUGUAUUAUGAGAUGUCCUACGGGCUGAAUAUUGAAAUGCACAAACAGGCUGAAAUCGUCAAGAGGCUAAAUGGGAUUUGUGCGCAGGUUCUGCCCUACCUUUCACAAGAGCAUCAGCAGCAAGUCCUGGGAGCCAUCGAACGAGCCAAGCAGGUUACGGCGCCAGAACUGAACUCCAUCAUCCGUCAGCUUCAAGCUCACCAGCUGUCUCAGCUCCAAGCCCUCGCUCUGCCUCUGACUCCGCUCCCUGUGGGUCUCCAGCCCCCGUCCCUCCCUGCUGUCAGCGCCGGCACCGGGCUCCUCUCGCUCUCGGCCUUGGGCUCCCAGGCUCACCUCUCCAAGGAGGACAAGAACGGCCACGACGGGGAUGCCCACCAAGACGAUGACGGGGAGAAAUCAGAUUAAAGUGAACGGGGACGGGGGGGAGGCAGGGGA